Molecule: messenger RNA, 708 nt
Organism: Mucor velutinosus
Lineage: Eukaryota; Fungi; Mucoromycota; Mucoromycetes; Mucorales; Mucoraceae
Exons: 2
Coding region: 1-708 (235 amino acids)
Source: RefSeq, a predicted model, not a curated record
AUGAAGGACACAAUAUUCGAAAUCAAACAAUCAACGGCAAGGGAAAAUAUUACCUUUCACUUCCAGCCUAAUGAUCAAUUCGAUGCUGUUAAAGAAGCCAUAGUGAGAAAAUUCAACAACAAGCGCAAGCUUUCAACAGCAUCCCCAAUGGAAGGCUCCUCUCCCAUUCACUUACAACAACACAUUGGCGGAUUGCCUUCACCGCCAGUCGAAGAAAAGAAAGUUAUUGCCAUCUCAACUUCUCCAAAACGUUUAAAAGAGCAAUCAUCCUCACCGCCAUCAUUGACAAGUCAAGAAAUACGAGAGAAAAUUCAAUAUUUGAAAGAAGAGAAACACAGUUUGUUUCAAUUGAUCAAACAAAUGAUGAUGGAAGAAGAAAACAAGAAGCGACAAGCCAAAGCAGAAGAACGAAUCUCACAACAACGACAAGCACCUCCUCCUCCUUUACCACCACAAUCAGCGCCCGCUCCACCACCUGCACAGCAACAACCUAAAAAGAAAAGUAGGUGGGGAGCACCAACAGCAGCAUCAGUAGACACAUCUCCUUUCUACAGCAGUAAUAGUAAUCAAUCAUCUUACUUUUAUCCUCGUCCUACACCACCUUCCUCUCGAUAUAACUCUAGUCAUCCCUAUUCGAACCAGCAAAGGCCUAGACAGCAUCCAUCUCAGCAUCACUACUCGCUAUCACGACCUCCCUAUUCAAGAUAA